Molecule: messenger RNA, 3245 nt
Organism: Bombina bombina (fire-bellied toad)
Lineage: Eukaryota; Metazoa; Chordata; Amphibia; Anura; Bombinatoridae
Gene: FMOD
Product: fibromodulin
Exons: 3
Coding region: 280-1398 (372 amino acids)
Molecular function (GO): protein binding
Source: RefSeq, a predicted model, not a curated record
AUAAACACCUCAUAAGGACACACAAAAAAAGGAAUCUUACUAAGAGAAGAGUGAAUGUGAGAGAAAGAGGGAGAGAGAGAGUGACAGUUAUACAGAGGGGAAGCAGAGACAAAGUAGUGACCUGAGAAUAAAAAGUCACAGCAUCACUUCCAAGGACACGUCACUGUAUGUCUUUUUAUAGUGUUAAAGCCCACCUGGACUGAACCCUGCGGCACACACACAGCCUGUAAGGACAUUGAGCUGAGAGGAAACAAAAAAAGUUACAGCAGAAUCAACAGGAUGAAGCUUCUUGCUCUACUAUUAAUGGUUUCCAUCUGUGAUAUUGCCUGGUCCCAAUAUGAAGAGGACGAUGCUUAUUGGUGGCUUUCCUACAUUCGUAGCCAACAAUAUAGUAGCCAGCAAUACAGUAGUCAGCUAUAUGGCAAUCAGGUAUACAGUUAUGGCCCUUCCUAUGAUUAUGAUCCAGGACCUCCACCACCUUCCGCUACUGAUUGCCCCCAGGAAUGUGAGUGCCCACCAAAUUUCCCCACUGCCAUGUACUGUGAUAGUCGCAACCUCAAAUAUCUCCCUUAUGUUCCAUCUAGAGUCAAGUAUGCCUACUUUCAGAACAACCAGAUAACCGCUAUUCCCGAUGGAGCCUUUGAUAAUGCCACUGGGCUGGUAUGGCUGGCACUACAUGGGAACCAACUUUUAACUGAUAAGGUGGGCAGGAAGAUUUUCACCAAGCUCAAAGGGCUGGAGAGACUGUACCUACAGCACAACAAUCUAACCCGCAUUCCCAGUGGUCUACCCCGGUCAUUGCGGGAGUUACACCUCUCUUCUAACCAGAUAUCACGUGUCCCUAGUAAUGCCCUUGAAGGGCUAGAGAACUUGACUGCUCUAUACCUGCAUGAAAAUCAGAUUCCAGAUGUUGGGGGUGCCCUGAGGGGACUGAAGUCCCUGGUGCAUUUGGACCUAAGCAACAACCAGCUGAACAAGCUACCUGAAAAACUUCCUGACACCUUAGAACAAUUGUAUCUUGAGUACAAUCAACUGAGUACAGUUCCUUCUGAGUAUUUUAAGGCUUAUCCCAAACUCCAGUAUGUCAGGAUCUCCCACAAUCGUCUCACUAAUGAAGGUGUACCAGGAACCACAUUUAAUACCAGCAGUAUAGUAGAGUUGGACUUGUCUUACAAUCAACUUCACCGUAUCCCGACAGUUAGCACCAGCCUCCAACACCUCUAUCUGCAGGGGAAUCAGAUUGCAGAGUUCUCCGUCAGCAGUUUCUGCUCGUUUGUGGACAUCACCAGCUUUUCUCGACUGCAGGUUUUAAGAAUCGAUGGCAAUGAGAUACGAAGCAACGCCAUCCCACCGGAUACGCCUCUCUGUCUGCGCAAUGCUGACAUCAUCCAUAUGUAACAUGGUUAAAGGACUUUGGACUGACCCCAACAUCUCUGCAGCCCUUCCCUCCCCCUUUACCAGUCACCCACGGACUGACAUGGUGCACAGCACGUUAUGAAAACUGAUAUAAUACAUGGCAGCUUCCAUCAUCAUGCACCCAAAGAGUUAAAAGAUCAUUUAAUGGCUCUUUAGGUCGAUAAAAAAAAAAAAAACUUAGUUUGUGCAAUCUUGAAACAACUGUGACAUGUCACUAACUCUGUUUCCGGUUGGCUUUAUAAAGUUGCACCAAAAAAAAAAGAAAGUGCAUUUCCUCAGGAAAUAUAGGUCAUUUGUUCCACCCUAAAAAAAAGACACCCACACUAGCACUUCAGGAAUUGCAUAAUAUUUCUGUACAGGUGUAGCUGAAGUGGAAAAACUGUAUUAAAGGGUAAAUAGUCAUAACUUAACCAGAAAUAGAGUUUUUCCGCUUAUGCUGACUCAGAGCAAUAUAAACUGCAGUUCAGUGCUGAAGUGACACUUCCAUUAGUAGUUUUCUGUACAGUGUCACUGUAAAAAAAGGGACGAGUGAGUACUGGUAAUUGGUUUACUUCUGACUAAAAAAGUCAUUAAAGGGACAUAGGAUUCAAAAUGAAAAAAAUCAUGAUUCAGAUUGAGUGUAAAAUUUAAAAUAAACGUUGUAAUGGUUUAUUUUGUUGACAUUUAGCUACUUUCUAUGAGAGCAUAACAAGGUAGGUACUAUAUAUGUAACAUUGUUGCAAAUACCCCUGCUAUAUAGUGCUCAAGACAUAUGUAAUGUCCUGAGCCUACCUCAGUAUGCUCUCAUGAAAAGGAACUAAAAGGAAGCCAAGAGAAAGAGGUUCAUUUGAAUUUGUUUUUAAUAUUUAAUUUAAUUGAAUGCUGUAUCUGAAUUAUGAAAGUUUAAUGUUAGCUUUCUUGUUCCUUUUAUGAUAGGAUAGCUUGCAAACAACAGUACUCAUUUUGUUCCUAUAUGAAAUGUAAAGAGAGCACAUGAUUCACAGCAAAAAAAUUAGCUUCUGUACAUAUAAAAUAUCAAUGCUUAAUCUUAUUCUAAAAAAUAAUUUAACAGCAUAUAUGCAGAUUUAAGUGAGGUAAUUCUGAUAUAAAAACAGCUUUACAAGAUACACAGGGUGGACGUGUUUAGUGAUGGCUUUUAGUUAAAAGGGACAUUAAACACUAAUUACAUUUCAUGCACCUCCCUUUAAAUAUGGGUGUAGCCAUUUUGGAACAUAGGUUUCACUGCAGGUAUCUGAAGGAGAGUUGCUGCACACAUGCAAAGACUUUAGUAAUGAAAUGCAGUUAAAAUUAGAUUUCAACAUUGUGGCACCCAUAACUAGAGGAAGGCGAGGAAUGACGUCAAUACUAUGCUUAUAAAAUAUAUUUAGUGUCUUAUGUCCCUGUAUAAACCUCUUGCACAUUCCCUAGGAUGGUCAAAGAGGGUGUUCUGUAACCAGCUGAAAACGAAAUAGCUGGUUAAGACAUCAUUUUAAAAACUUUUGCUUUUUGUCCACUUGUGGGACAAAGCUCAAUUUUUCCCAAAAGCAAGAGGUGUUUAAUGUCUCUUAAAGGGACACUGAACCCAAUUUUUUUUUCGGGAUUCAGAUAGAGCAUGCAAUUUUAAGCAACUUUCUAAUUUACUCCUAUUAUCAAUUUUUCUUCGUUCUCUUGCUAUCUUUAUUUGAAAAAGAAGGCAUCUGAGCUGGACAGCACUUGUUUAUUGGUCGGUUAAAUUAAUCCACCAAUCAGCAAGAACAACCCAGGUUGUUUACCAAAAAUGGGCCGGCAUCUAAACUUUCAUUCUUGCUUUUCAAAUAAAGAUACCAAGAGAAUAAAGAAAAUUUGAUAAU